AUGCCGGAAGCACCUAACAAAUCAUCUUUGAGAAACGCAAGAAACAGACGUAAAGGUAUUAUAAUAGCUUCAUCCGUCUUGGCAGCUAUCGUAGUUAUCGUUCUAGUUGUAGCUUUACCAGUUACUCUCACACGUAAGAACAAUAACAACAGCAGCCAGGCAGAUGAACCAGUCAGAAACCACGAAGGAAAUCUCAUCCAGACAUCCGGUGGUGAUGGCUCAGAAGUCACUCUCGACGAUGGUAAUACAUUCACUUACAAUAAUGCUUUCGGAGGUCAUUGGAAUAGUCUCCCAGGUAACACCGACGCUCAGUCACAAUCGUACACACCUCCACUUAGUGAGAGGUGGGACUUCAACAACGACAAGAUUCUUGGUGUAAACCUUGGCGGUUGGCUCGUCUUGGAACCAUUCAUCGUCCCAGGAUUGUACGAAGAAUGCGAGAAUAUCGAUGAACCAUGCGUCGAUGAGCUCACUUUAUCAAAUUACUACAGAUCACAAGGUAAACUUGAAGAAGUCCUCGAAGAACAUUAUUCAACAUUCAUUACUGAGAAGGAUUUCGCAGAUAUUGCAGCAGCUGGAUUGAAUUGGAUCAGACUUCCAAUUCCAUUCUGGAUGAUCGAGACUAUUGACGGCGAGCCUUUCUAUGAAGGUGGUGCAUUCAAGUACUUCGAAAAUGCCGUCAAAUGGGCUCGUAAAUAUGGCUUACGUAUCAACCUCGAUUUACACACUGUACCUGGUAGCCAGAAUGGUUUCAACCACAGUGGUAAACUUGGCGAGAUACACUGGAUGUCUUCUCCAAUGGGUGUCGUUAAUGCGCAGAGAACUUUGAACUACAUAAGGGCUAUAACUGAAUUGAUUUCAGACGACGAUUACAAGGACGUUGUACAGAUGCUUUCAGUUAUUAACGAACCAUUCGGUCCAACUAUCGGUAAAGCUUCCGUCGCAUCAUUUUACUUUGAAGCAUACAAGAUGAUUAGAGAUAUCACUGGUAUUGGUGAAGGUAAUGGUCCUUGGAUUGCUUUCCACGAUGCCUUUUUAGGCGGUCAAACUUGGAAUGAUUUCCUUAGAGGUGCUGAUAGAGUUGCUUUGGAUACCCACCCAUACGUCGCUUUCAAUGGUCAGAAUCAAGACCCUAUGGAUGAGCAAGUAUGGAAGCCAUGUGCUGCUUGGGGUGAAUCAACAAACAACACUAUGGCAGACUACGGUGUAACGUUCGCAGGCGAAUUCUCAUUAGCUAUCAACGAUUGUGGUACAGUUAAUGGUGUCAACGACGGUACACGUUAUGAAGGUACAUACAUUGAUAAGGAUGGUAACAGACCUGAACCUGGUUUCGGUGAAGGUGCCUGUGAUAGAUUCAACGACUGGCAAAACUGGGAUGAUGAAUUCAAAUCACAACUGAAAGGAUUCGGAUUAUCAUCUAUGGAUAGUCUUCAGAACUACUUCUUCUGGACUUGGAAAAUCGGUGAUAGCAGCCGCACUCACGCACCAAUUAACCCAUUCUGGUCUUAUCAAUUAGGUUUGAAAGAAGGCUAUAUAACUGAAUCACCACAUACUGAACCAAGCGGAACCUGUGAAAUGUAUUCAAAACAGGGUGACGACCGUCAAUGGGUUACAAAUGAUGCUCCAGCUACUUUCCCUGAUUGGAUGCUUGGUAAAGAAGGUGCAGGCGUUCUUUUCGGCGAUCAAUCAGAAUAUCAAGAUUUCCCACCUAAUUCGCUCAACAACAUAAAUGAGCAAGACAUGCAAAACAUACCAACUUAUGAGAAGAAUGGACUAAGAAUCCAACUUCAUCCAUUACCAUUCACAUAUAUAGAUGAGAAUGGCGAGCAACAGUCUGUUGAAGGAAGUGAUGGCUGGUUUAAUGACGAUGACAACAGUCCAUUCUAUUCACCAAAGGAAGAUUGUGACAGAUACAGAUCACCUUACUAUGAUGGUGACAUGAUCCCAGGCACUUGUUAA
Molecule: messenger RNA, 1959 nt
Organism: Wallemia mellicola CBS 633.66
Lineage: Eukaryota; Fungi; Basidiomycota; Wallemiomycetes; Wallemiales; Wallemiaceae
Product: glycoside hydrolase
Exons: 3
Coding region: 1-1959 (652 amino acids)
Biological process (GO): glucan catabolic process
Cellular component (GO): extracellular region; cell surface
Molecular function (GO): beta-glucosidase activity
Source: RefSeq, a predicted model, not a curated record